ACAGUUUUAAUUAAACUGUGUUUUACAGACUCCUGUUUGCCCUUUGAGUUUGCAGUUCAAAGUUCAUUGAAACUCGACCAACAACAUCAGGACUCAGAAUUUUGUUUACAGCAUUUUUACAGGACAUUUAAACAUGUUCGCUACCUUUAUUCAUAGUCAGUCAUUGAAUUGGGAUUAAACCGUCAUCUGCAAUACAUUUGUGAAGGAAUCUUCCAUUCUACAUUUUACUCUUACAUGCAUUUUCAUCUUGUGGCUUUAAUGAAUAUGAUUUAAUUCUUAAAUUUAAUUCUUUCUCUACAGAUAUGUGUCAUUUGCCUCUCAUGUUUCUGGUGUUUUUACUUUGGGCAGCUGAAGGUGCUGUAACGUCAAAUAAGGAAUCUUCAGGUCUAGAGACUUGUAAAGACUUUAGCUCUGCGUUUGAACGGAUAUUCACCGUACUGGGGGCUGCAACACUGUUGAAGUGCUCGUUGGACAUUAGUCUUCUGUUUGACUCAGAGACCACUCCUUACAACAUCUCGUGGUACGAUCAGAAAACCGGCUCUGAGAUUACAAAAGUGAAGGACCGCAUCAUACUGCGAGAUAAUGAACUCUGGUUCUUCAACAUCACCAUGGAGCAACAAGGAAGUUACAUUUGUGUGGUCAGAACUCUAAGUGAGUGCUACAAACAGGCGACAGUGUUGGUCGUUGAAGAAAAUACAUCAGAAAUCUGUAAAAGACCAAGGGCAAGCGUGCAACAAGUCAAUGCUGGAUUGAGUGGUCUUCUUUCCUGCCCUUUGAAAAGUUACACCAAAAAUGUGGAUAGUUUUUCCUUCCAGUGGUAUAAGAAAUGCGAGAAGCUUCAAGAAGAUCAGAAGUUUGUGCUGAAGAACGAAAUACUGCGCAUACGCAAAGUUCUCCCCGAGGACGCUGGCUUUUACACCUGCAAAAUGAACUUUAGUAUAGCUGGACUCGUCGGUGAAAUGGCUGAAAAUAUCGAGUGUGUAGUACAAGAUGACUAUUUAAAGAAACCUGAAAUUGUUGAGCCGAUUAAUGAGGUCAUCAAAGUGGACAGUGGUUCAUCGUUCAUGAAGCACUGCCGUGUGUUUGUGCCGGGUAAAGGCAUUCAUAUGGUUGAUGUGUUCUGGACAGUUUCCGAUGGCAUUGGCGAGGAAUACAUCUCUGACAACGAGCAAGAUCGCAUUCAUCAGAAGCUCCGCAAUGACACUCAAACUGAUGAUGGUAUUUGGCUGAUGCGCACUCUCUGGAUGUCUGAGGUAUCGGAGGAUGAUUUCAAUCAGACUUUCAUCUGUAUAGCGUACAGCGCGCGAGGAAUGGUCACUGGCCAAUUCACACUCUUCCCGAAAGAUCCAAACUUUUUGUUGCCUCUCGGUCUUGCCCUGGGCUCGCUGGCUCUGCUGUUCAUUAUUGGAGCUCUUCUGUGCCGAGCAUUCAAGGUGGAGCUGAUUUUGUGUGUCAGGAAGAUGUUUCCAUUCUUCUAUAAAACCACAGAUGGAGAUGGAAAGCAAUAUGAUGCAUACAUUGCUUUUCCGAGAGUCCUGGAAGGCUCCAGUGAAACGGCUGAGAUUUUUGCUAUGAAAACUUUGCCCCAGGUCUUGGAGGACCAACAUGGUUACAAGCUUUUCAUCCUUGGCCGGGACAGUCUACCUGGAGAAGCUGUGGUGGAUGUUGUGCAAGACGCUUUGAGCCGAUGUCGCAGAUUGCUUCUGCUCUAUACUGCAUCUUCACUCUGCAGCCCGGAAGCUCUGGAGUGGGCGGAGCAACAAACUGGUCUGCACCGAGCCCUGGUGGAGAAAGCGAUUGGCAUUGUGCUCCUAGAGAUUGAAGAAAUUCGAGAUGCCUCGCAGCUCCCGGAGUCUGUCGUCAUUCGAGAAAAGCAGGGAGCUUUGCAGGCCUGGAAAAGGAGAAAGAGGUGGAUGCCCUGGGACAGGAGCUCAGAGGACUGUAGGAGCUCUCUCGACCCCUCUGCACGCUUUUGGAGGGAGGUGCACUACCACAUGCCUGUCCGAGGCAAAGCUAAAAAGAGCAAACUUUGGUUUAGUUUUUAAGUGAACACUAUAUGGAACUGUUUGAGGCCAAGUAACACUGCUUGUAUUGAUGCAGUAAAGGACCUGGUGAUGUAAAGUUUUUGUUCCAACAGCUCUGAUGGUAGAGCAUGGCACCAGUGAUGCCAAGGGCAUAGGUUUUGGUUCAUAUCCCAGGGAACACACCAACUGUUAAAAAGAUACUGCAUACUUUGAAUGUGCCGCAAGUUGUUAUGGAUUAAAGCAUCAGCAAAAUGUGUAAAUGUACAGUAAA
Xyrauchen texanus (razorback sucker) is the source of this 2295-nucleotide messenger RNA. RefSeq names its product interleukin-1 receptor type 1. Gene Ontology annotation, biological process: signal transduction. The record is from RefSeq and is a predicted model, not a curated record. Gene Ontology annotation, molecular function: interleukin-1 receptor activity. Lineage: Eukaryota; Metazoa; Chordata; Actinopteri; Cypriniformes; Catostomidae.